UAUCGGUGCGUGUAUGGCCAGCUUAACAGACUGCGAUAGACCCAUGAGCCAUCUCCUUAGUGCUACGCUAUAACCCGCCUAUAAACUGGCGCACGUUUGGGCCAAAAAAAAUCUCUUGUAAAACAUACCAAUCAGGGCCAAGGGGUAGGGCUUAGGGCGCCCGGCACAGUUGGUUAUAGAGUUACUCGCACAGUCCUACGGAGAGAGUCGCUUGACAAUGUGACGGAGAGACUGGUUUCUUAAAUGAAGAAAGUACAGCGAGAAUGUCACUCAGUAAGGAACGUAGGUAACUCAGGGCUACAGUGACACACGGAGUUAAAGCGCAAGUGUAAGGCAGCCAGGUAGGGAACAAAGUAACGCGGCUAGUAGCGACAGAGUUUUAGUAGCGAGAGAAACAGGAAAAGGGAGAGACACAGGCGCGUGAUUUAAGGGUUAGUAAGGGGAAGUGAGAGACGGCUGGUAUGGGGAACAUGGCACAGUGGGACUAGGAGAGCCGUAAGUGGAACAUACAGACAAGGAAGAGCGGGGAGAGGGAUCAUGCUGAGGGUGGGAAUGAUAAGGCUUAAGUAGCUGUUGCUUUAGAGAAGGCGGCAGUGUGACGUGUGCUGGAAGUCUUGUGCCAGGACCACAAGUGGAGGAGUGUAUCCUCUCAGGCACCAAGCGUUUGACAGCAAUAAAUAGGGGACCUGUGUAUUUUUUGAGGUGGAGAGCAAUAGAAGCCCUUGAAAUUCCUGUCUGGCAAGGGUGCACUGUGCAGUAAUGGUGAGAGAGGCACCUCCGAAUGGUGUGUUACUGGAUUCUACACAGUCAAACAGUAUGGCAGACAAGAUCAUUCGUCCAGGCACAGCUACUUUGCCCCAGUCUCCAGAAAGUGAACUGGGUCAGAACUCAGGAGAUGCUACAAAGCUGUACACAAGGCGCUGGUUCAUUGUGCUGCUCUUUAGUUCAUAUUCUUUGUGCAAUGCAUUCCAGUGGCUUCAAUAUGGUAUUAUUAGUAAUAUCAUCAUGCACUAUUAUGGUAUAAGCAGUCUAGCCAUAGACUGGCUCUCAAUGUCAUAUAUGUUGGCCUAUAUCCCACUAAUUUUCCCAGUGGCCUGGCUCCUGGACACUCGUGGCCUUCGUGUCAUUGCAUUAAUUGGCUCUGGGCUGAACUGUUUGGGUGCCUGGAUUAAGACAGGUAGUGCUCGGCCAGACCUGUUUGGAGUGACACUUUUUGGGCAGCUGGUGUGUGCAGUGGCGCAAGUUUUCAUCCUGGGAAUGCCGUCUCACAUAGCAUCUGUGUGGUUCAGUUCUUCUGAGGUCUCCACUGCAUGCUCCAUUGGAGUAUUUGGCAAUCAGCUAGGGGUAGCGAUUGGAUUUCUUCUGCCCCCUGUGCUGAUACCGAACAUUCAAGACUUGGAUUUGCUUUCAUAUCAUCUCAAACUUAUGUUUAUUGGCACUGCAGCUGUAGCGUCUGUACUGUUUAUCCUCGUCAUCUUCGUUUUCCAGGAUGCCCCAAAGAAGCCUCCUUCCUUGGCACAGGCUGCAUUGCUGUCUGUCCCCCUCAGUCAGUACUCCUACAAACAGUCCAUCCUUCGUUUGCUGACAAAUAGAAACUUUAUCCUUUUGGUUGUAUCAUAUGGUUUAAACACAGGCGCAUUUUACUCCCUCUCCACACUGUUGAACCGAAUGAUAACCUUUUACCAUCCAGGUGAAGAAGUAAAUGCUGGGAGGAUUGGCUUGACUAUCACAGUGUCUGGCAUGUGUGGAGCAUUGCUCACAGGUCUCUGGCUGGACAGGACAAAGACAUACAAACAGACUACGCUAUUUGUGUAUGCCUUUUCCCUGGCAGGAAUGGUGACAUUCACUUUCAUCCUGAAGCUUCGCUAUCUCUGGGUCGUCUUUGUCACUGCUGGAUGUCUGGGGUUCUUUAUGACAGGAUAUCUUCCACUUGGAUUUGAGUUUGCAGCAGAAUUGACACAUCCAGAGUCUGAGGGAACAUCAUCAGGAUUACUGAAUGUAUCAGCACAGGUAUUUGGUCUGAUCUUCACCACAUCACAGGGACAAAUUCUGGAUAAAUUUGGGGUUGAGGCUGGAAAUAUUUUCCUCUGCAGCUUCCUGUUGGUGGGGACAAUCAUAACAGGAUGUAUUAAGCCUGACCUUCGCAGACAAAGAGCCAAUCAGGAGGCAGCCAAUAAUCCUUUCCAUGAGAAUUCUCUGCUCUCCUUCAAUUAUGGCUCAGUCGAUCAAUCUGACCAUUAAGCAGAAUGCUGAGCCACAAGUGGAAGAAGGGGAGACCCCUUCCUCUCUCUUGUCCUGUCAAGAGUGAUAACAGAUUCCAUCUUGCCACAGAACACAGCUUUAAACAAAAUGUCUGCUUGGUAAUGGCAUUUUUGAGGCUGGUGAUGUUUCCAUCAGGGUUCUUUUAUGCCUAAGUGAACAAUUUACCUUUGGACUUUAAGUUUUUAUACCAAAGAAGAAUUCUAUCAAUAUAUUUUGCAAACCAGGAUGCACAGACUGCCAUGGAAUCUGACUUGAGUAUUGCAGUUUAAAAUUGUCAAGUGUUUGUAAUUAGAGACUUAAAUAAAAUCUAAUUAAUUUAUUUA
Xenopus tropicalis (tropical clawed frog) is the source of this 2585-nucleotide messenger RNA. It is a transcript of the gene flvcr2, whose product is annotated as FLVCR choline and putative heme transporter 2. The transcript has 12 exons. The coding region runs from base 760 to 2241 and encodes 493 amino acids. Gene Ontology annotation, cellular component: mitochondrial membrane; plasma membrane; endoplasmic reticulum membrane. Gene Ontology annotation, molecular function: transmembrane transporter activity; choline transmembrane transporter activity. The record is from RefSeq and is a predicted model, not a curated record. Gene Ontology annotation, biological process: transmembrane transport; choline transport. NCBI's taxonomy places the organism in Eukaryota, Metazoa, Chordata, Amphibia, Anura, Pipidae.